ACUAGGUACUACACUCAACUCUGAUGUUGAACUCAUACACUUCACACUUGACCGAUUGUUAUGAUUAGUUUCAGUUGCAUCGUCACUUGAACCAGUCAUGAUUCGUCGUCAUUUGCCGGUUCUCGUUAUUCUUUCAAUUACUGUAUUAUUUUUGUGUUUUGAUAAAGUCAAUUCAUCAAAAUUUAAUUUCGAAUGUGGAGAUCUAGAUUGUGAUAAUAAAAUAAGACAAAAAUAUGAACCAACAUGGGAGAGUUUAGAUAAAAGACCUCUGCCACAAUGGUAUGAUGAUGCUAAAGUUGGAAUAUUCCUCCAUUGGGGUGUGUAUUCUGUUCCAAGUUAUGGCUCAGAAUGGUUUUGGACUAAUUGGCAAGGUCAAAAAGUACCAUCUUACAUAGAUUUUAUGAAGAAAAAUUACCGGCCGGGCUUUACAUAUCAGGAAUUUGCAAAAGAAUUCACUGCCGAGCUAUUUAAUGCUACUCAAUGGGCACUUUUGUUUCAAGACAGUGGAGCAAAAUACGUAGUACUGACGAGUAAACAUCACGACGGAUUUGCUCUCUGGCCAUCAAGUCACUCUUUCAGUUGGAAUUCAAAAGACGUUGGGCCUGGAAUCGAUAUCAUAGGAGAAUUGUCUGAAGCUAUUCGUGAAAAAACUUCCAUUCGAUUUGGUUUGUAUUACUCGUUGUUCGAGUGGUUCAAUCGACUCUAUGUUCAAGAUAAAUUGCACAUAUUUUUGGAGAACAAAUACGUUCAAGAUAAGGUUCUGCCUGAACUUCAUGAAUUGAUUGAACUUUAUAAUCCAGAAGUUAUUUGGUCAGAUGGUGAUUGGGAGGCUCCACCACCAUAUUGGAAUUCAACAGAUUUUAUCGCUUGGCUAUAUAAUGAAAGCCCUGUUCGAGAUACAGUGGUCACAAACGACAGAUGGGGGUUUGCUACACAUUGUUUGCAUGGCGACUUUUGGACUUGCUCUGACAGAUACAAUCCAGGAGUUCUUCAACCCCAUAAAUGGGAAAAUGCAUUCACAUUGGACAAAACUAGUUGGGGACAGCGUUAUGACACUACCCUUGCAGAUUAUAUGACAUCGAAGGAACUUAUCAAAGAACUUGUAACCACUGUAAGUUGUGGCGGAAAUAUUCUUGUAAAUGUUGGACCAACAAAAUAUGGAACAAUUCUACCCAUUUUCGAAGAAAGACUUCGAGAUAUGGGAAAAUGGCUUGAUAUGAAUGGUGAAGCUAUAUACGGCACUAAACCUUGGUUACAUCAAAACGAUACGGUUACUCCUGGAGUUUGGUAUACAAGCAGUAUGUUGCCUAAUGGAGGAACUAGUGUAUAUGCUAUUGUUUUGGAUUAUCCAUAUGAUGAUAAUGAAAUUGAUUUGUAUGCAUUAAAUGAUUUAAUUGAUGGAUCAUCGAAAAUUUCAUUGUUAGGAAUGCCAAAUACAUCUAUCAAGUGGUCAUUAACUAAAACAAGUCUACAUAUUAAAUUCCCAGGGAAGCAUUUAGUUGAUAAAUAUAAGCUAGAUUUCGCUUGGACUUUUAAAAUAAUUUUGUAAUAAAAGAAAAUAAAAGACA
Episyrphus balteatus (marmalade hoverfly) is the source of this 1568-nucleotide messenger RNA. RefSeq names its product putative alpha-L-fucosidase (gene Fuca). Gene Ontology annotation, biological process: fucose metabolic process; glycoside catabolic process. Gene Ontology annotation, cellular component: lysosome. Bases 98 to 1549 code for a protein of 483 amino acids. Gene Ontology annotation, molecular function: alpha-L-fucosidase activity. The record is from RefSeq and is a predicted model, not a curated record. Lineage: Eukaryota; Metazoa; Arthropoda; Insecta; Diptera; Syrphidae. The transcript is spliced from 8 exons.